AUGUCACAAACUGCAAAGAAAUGGCUAGAUUAGCUUCCUAAACAUAGAAUGAUCAUGGACCCUAAGAGUUACAGAAUGGUUCAUCCUGUAUACUCUAUGAGAGAUAUUGAGACUGUCCCCGUCACCCAUAGAAAACCAGAAGGAUUCAGAGAUUACUUUGCUAGAGGUUUUGUCAGAUUCACAAGAGGUUCGUUUGAUCUUUUUACCGGAUACAAUGAAAAGUAGAUGAGUGCUAAUUAAUGGAUGACUAGAGCAAUCUUCUUGGAAACAGUAGCAGGAGUACCAGGUAUGGUUGGAGGCAUGACAAGGCAUUUGAGGAGCUUAAGGUCUUUGAGACCAGAUAAUGGCUGGAUCCAUAAUUUACUUGAGGAAGCAGAAAAUGAAAGAACACAUCUGUUUAUCUUUUUAGAACUUAAGAAGCCAAAAUUUAUGUUUAAGACUAUGGUUAUGCUCACCUAGGGAAUAUUCUACAAUCUUUACUUCAUCAGUUACCUCCUAUUUCCUAAAUAUUGCCAUCGCUUUGUCGGAUAUUUAGAAGAAGAAGCUGUACAUACCUAUACUAUUAUGUUGAAAUAGCUUGAUGAAGGGAAAAUACCAGAAUGGAGCAGCCUUGAAGCCUCUUAAAUGGCAAAAGACUACUAUAAUUUGGGUGAGCAUGCUAAAUUUAGAGAAGUUAUUCUCAGUAUAAGAGCUGACGAAAGUAUUCACAGAGAAGUAAAUCACCAUUUUGCUGAUUUAAAGGCAGACUAAGAUAUUGAACAUGAAGAGGUACACGUCAUUGAUAGAGAGACUAGAAAAUAAGAAAACAAGGCUUGA
Molecule: messenger RNA, 816 nt
Organism: Stylonychia lemnae
Lineage: Eukaryota; Ciliophora; Spirotrichea; Sporadotrichida; Oxytrichidae
Source: the annotation of a GenBank genome assembly